AUGGCUAAGGCAAAACUGCAGGUUCAGAUAUUAACUCAACCCGAAGGGAAGGAGAUUAAGUCAGCUCUUAAAGGAAGUAACUCAACAGUUACCACCACUACCACCACCACAUCCAGCUCAUCGUCAUCUCGUAUUCAAUUUAGAAUAUUUGUAGGGUCUUAUGAACAUAACUUGUUAUGCCUUUCUGUGUUUAUAGACCCCUCCAACGUCAAGGAACCCAUAUUCCAACCAAUUUUUCAUUUCCAAGCGCAUGCUUUAUCUAUCAAAUCUAUGGAUCUUGCCAAAAGAUACUUAGUCACUGGCUCAAACGAUGAGCAUAUAAGGAUCUAUGAUUUGCAAAAGAGAAAGGAACUUGGCACAUUGUUAAGCCAUCAAGGUACAAUCACCGCAUUAAGAUUUUCUAAGGAAGCAACCGAAGACUCGGAAAGUGCAUCCUCAGGUAGGUGGCUCAUAUCUGGAUCAGAAGAUGGGAAAAUUAUCAUAUGGAGAACCAAAGAUUGGGAGAUAUUUGCAACACUAAAAGGCCACACAGACAAGAUUAAUGACUUGAGCAUACACCCUAGUGGCCGUGUUGCCAUUAGUGUAUCACAAGACAAAACGAUAAGGUUAUGGAAUUUAAUGACGGCUAAGAAGGCUGCUGUUUUGAAAAUCAAAGGUAAGGACCACUUAGGCCAGCUGGGAGAAUUUGUCAAAUGGAGUCACAGUGGAAACCACUUUGUUGUGGGAUUGCAAAAUCAAGUACUUUUGUACCAGACUUCUACUGCCAAAAUUGCAAAGAAAUUCAAGUUCAAAUUGACAUUGAUGUGUCUUGAUUUCUUGAAAAUCGAUGACAAAGAGUGGCUCGUGAUCGGUUUUGGUAACGGAUCUAUUGGCUUCUAUGAUUUUGAAGCAUUGUUGAAUGACAUUGGCGAAAAUGCCGAAGAACAUGAAAAGAAAGUUUUGGAAAAUAAGGCCGAGGAAAUUGAGCCAGCUUUUUCUCUUAGAGGCCACACUAAUCGUAUAAAAGGUAUCACUUUUAUGCAAAAUAAGGAUACUCAAAAUGUUCCAUUGUUGAUAUCGGUAUCUUCUGAUGGGAAGAUUGUUGUGUGGAACUUAACUUUAAGAGAUCAGGUGGCAGUUUACGAUACAGGAGAAAGAUUGAAUUGUGUCGUUUGUGCUCCAGAAAGUGUCGAAAAAGUGGAUACAAUGAAGAGAAGGUUCGCUUCAUUAGAUGAGUUGAAGGGGGAAAGCCAACCUGAUGUCAGUGAGUCUGAAUACGAAACUGAUGGAGAGGAGAUUAAAACGUUGAUGCAAGGACAACCUAAAAAGAAGAAGAUCAAAAACAAGGGCAAGAAGACUAAGAAAAGAAAAGUUAAUGUUAUUCUUGAAUAA
Lodderomyces parapsilosis is the source of this 1371-nucleotide messenger RNA. RefSeq lists its product as uncharacterized. The record is from RefSeq and is a predicted model, not a curated record. Gene Ontology annotation, molecular function: protein binding. NCBI's taxonomy places the organism in Eukaryota, Fungi, Ascomycota, Pichiomycetes, Serinales, Debaryomycetaceae. The coding region runs from base 1 to 1371 and encodes 456 amino acids. The transcript has a single exon.